AUGUGUUUUAUUACUUCUCCAGGUGUGUUUGGUGAUACAGAUGUAAUGAAGUCAGUGUCAGUGAUAGAGGGAGAUUCUGUCUCUCUAAACACUGAUGUUACUAAAGUACAGAGAGACGAUCAGAUUCUGUGGAUGUUUGGACCUCGAGAGAUAAGAAUAGCUGAAAUCUAUAAGAACAGCAUUGAUAUGUUUAACAGUAAUGUGAUAUUUGAAGACAGACUGCAGUUGGACUCUUUCUCUGGAUCUCUGAUCAUCAGAAACAUCAGAAGAACAGACUCUGGACUGUAUAAACUACAGAUCAUCAGCAACAGAGGAAACUCAGACAAGACAUACAGUGUUACUGUCUACGCUCGUCUACCUGUUCCCGUCAUCACCAGAAACUCUUCAAUCUGUUCAUCAUCAUCAUCAGGAUCAUCGUCAGUGUCUAAUUGUUCACUGCUGUGUUCAGCUGUGAAUGUGAGUGCUGUGACUCUCUCCUGGUACAAAGGAAACAGUUUAUUGUCCAGCAUCAGUGUGUCUGAUCUCAGCAUCAGUCUCUUUCUACUUCUGGAGGUGGAAUAUCAGGAGAACAACACCUACAGCUGUGUGAUCAACAAUCCCGUCAGAAGCCAGACCACACAUCUGGACAUCACUCAACUCUGUCACUCAUGUGCAGACUCUGUUCAUUGUUGUGGUUCUACUGAAGCUGUGAUUCGAUUGGUCGUCUCUGCUCUGGUGGGCGCGGCUGCAGUUGUUGCUGUAGUUUAUGACUUCAGAUCUGGAAGAGCUCAGUAA
Messenger RNA from Carassius auratus (goldfish), 774 nucleotides. RefSeq names its product CD48 antigen-like. The record is from RefSeq and is a predicted model, not a curated record. Bases 1 to 774 code for a protein of 257 amino acids. The transcript is spliced from 3 exons. NCBI's taxonomy places the organism in Eukaryota, Metazoa, Chordata, Actinopteri, Cypriniformes, Cyprinidae.